AUGAAGAAGAAGUAAAUUAGAAUAAAUAAAUUUAUUUUUAGAGAGAAUAUAUAAGAAUUGGAAGAGAAAGAUUACUCUGAUGAAGAUUUAAUAUUUGACCCAAAUGAUUUAGAUGAUAAAAGAUUAUUUAAGAAAUAGACAUUGAAUUAAUUAACGAGAGAUGGUAUAAAAUUUUAAUAUUAUUGUAGAUGAUGAAGUAAAAGAUUUCAAAGAAAAGAAACCAGGAGUGUAAUUGUAAUAUGAAGAAAAAGAAGAAGUUGAGGAUAGAAAGAAAUAAUAAAUUGCAUUUUGA
This is a messenger RNA of Paramecium sonneborni, 292 nucleotides long. NCBI's taxonomy places the organism in Eukaryota, Ciliophora, Oligohymenophorea, Peniculida, Parameciidae. The record is from the annotation of a GenBank genome assembly.